This is a messenger RNA of Lates calcarifer (barramundi perch), 2108 nucleotides long. RefSeq names its product multivesicular body subunit 12A (gene mvb12a). Gene Ontology annotation, cellular component: ESCRT I complex; cytosol. The transcript has 11 exons. The record is from RefSeq and is a predicted model, not a curated record. Gene Ontology annotation, biological process: endosome to lysosome transport via multivesicular body sorting pathway; viral budding; regulation of epidermal growth factor receptor signaling pathway. Lineage: Eukaryota; Metazoa; Chordata; Actinopteri; Centropomidae. Bases 209 to 1087 code for a protein of 292 amino acids.
UGAUAACCAAAAAGUUGUUUGCCUGCCAGACCACGCCACCUCGAAGAGACAGAAGUGGACACAGACACAAAACAAUGUAGCCCUGGGGUAACAUGAAUUCUUGGACUGAAACGUAGCCUGUUUACCGCUGAGAGUCUUCACUUCUUGCCACAUGGACAUAACAACUCACUAGGUCCUGUGUCAUCACAGCAGUGUCAUUUGUACAAUCAUGAAUGGACUUAAGAUGUCCUUGAUGGAGCAUGGGGGAGUCCGGCCCAUUACAGCAGUGGCGUGGACCUCCAACACUGGCACCUGCCCCAAAGACUUCACCAUGAUCAACAUCACAGAGGAUGGAGCAGCGGCAAACUUUACACGCAGCUUUGCAAUGAAGUCUGGAUAUUACCUCUGUUACAGCAAGGACUUGACAGGUGGUAUGGUGGUGUCCGACAUCCAGGUUCUCUCAGACAAAGACUCUAUUCCUCACGGUUACUGCUACAUAGCAGAGCACCUUGAACCAAAGGCCUCUGUUUCGAAGAAGAAACGGGUUUGCAUGCGAGUCGUCCCAGUCUGCAGUGUGGACACAGCUGUGUUGGAUAUCAAACUGACAGCCAAAAGCAAAAUGAUGCUGCAACAUUACACAUAUGUGGGAGACAUCCAUGGCUACGUGUUGUGGUGCAGAAAGGGACAUUUUUCUAGCCCCAUGCCCCAAGCCAAACCCCGCAGUGUGAGCCUGGAUCUCCGCAGACUCUCAUUGGAGCAGCCGUCGCCCCCCCUGCCCCUCAGACCCAGCAACCCUCCUCCUCCAGUGCCACAUGGUAAACUGAGUCAGAGACGCCAAAGCCUCCACACCAAGGACAACUUGGACAAACCUGCUGACAGCAGUGUCUCUGGCAUUACAGCUCUGGAUGGAGUUCCCUUUAGUCUGCACCCAAAAUUCAACAUCCAGGCAAAUGGGACGUGUCCCCUCAACUCUCAAUUAAACAACAUACAAAUAAAGUCACUCCAAGACAUUGAAAAUGAGUAUAGCUAUGCUUUUACUGUGGAGGAAUCUGCUGCCAAGAGGACCAGGCCAUCACUGCUGACCGGAGGCGCCUCAUCAGCGCAGUGAUCUUUGCACUUAGACAAAUUAACAAUACCAGAUUUUAGAGUUUUGCUGUCCAAAGAUUGUUUUCUUUUUUUUCGGAUGACAUCUCAAAUCAUGGUACAGAUGAAGGAUGAUCAUGCCUACAUUUAGGUUUAUAAUAUGAAGUUUUAAAGGGCUUCGGGUGUAAAGAAUUUAUUGUAAUGGAGUUAAUUCAAAGGUCAUCUUAAAGCACUGCCAUCCUACAUGAGACAGACAAUCAUUCAGGUGGUUUGGCUGUUUUAAUGUCAUGCUUUUCCUUUUAAUUGCUUUUUUAUUUGUCUAUGUUAAAUCUGGAUUACCAUCUUUAAACAUUCCAAGUAACUGUUUGCCAAAGAAAGGUCUGUGUGAAUACAUGUCAUUGUAUUGUCUUUAGACUGCUUGGCUUUUGCAGGAAUGCAGCCGUUAAACAUGUGACAGGGUUAAAGAUGUGAUGGGUCUAUGAAUCUGUCGAGUAUCCGCUGUUUGGAGCUUCACGUCUGCAGCAUUGUGCCUGUCAGGUUUGCGUUCACUCACAGCUGUAUGCUAAAAACAAAGACGCUCUUGUGUUUUAAUCGCUCUGUUUUCUGUUACCUGAUAUCCUGCUUUGCAUCUUUAAUUGUUUCAGUUAACAACAAGUAGUGGAGGUGUAAUAUUCAGUCUGUGCUUUCUUUGUGAAUGAACUUUGCUGCAGAUGAUGUUGGACUGAGCUCAGUAGAUACACUAACAUAUCUAAAUGUAGAAUAUAGUGCUAUUUCUUGUAUGAAGAGUAGCCUACUAUUAGGUUUGUAUUAUUCCAAAAAAUAAUUUAUCCUAUUUUAAGGUGAGGUGAGGAAGGUUAUAUGUUUUUACUAAAACAAGAUAUGUGGGGAAAAUGAGAGAGAAUCUGUUUUUGUUUAACUGUUCAGUGGAAUAAGGGCCAAAUAUUUAUCUGUCUUAUUGUACAAUAUAUAAUGUUAUUUUCUGCUGUUUUUAUGACUUUGUAGUAAACUUUUAUUGCAUGGAAAAAAUAAAAACCAAAGAAACACUA